Messenger RNA from Macrosiphum euphorbiae (potato aphid), 780 nucleotides. The record is from the annotation of a GenBank genome assembly. Lineage: Eukaryota; Metazoa; Arthropoda; Insecta; Hemiptera; Aphididae.
AUGACCACUACAGUUUCCAACGGCAACGGCACCGACGUGGUGAGUCUGCUUAAAAAAAAUAAACCUCCGGCACUGAAGAAACUCGCGUCGUGGAAAGACGAAAACGAAUUUGACGGCACGGGCAACCCGAAAACGCCCAGAACUUCCACCACGCCGGGUCACGAGAACUGCACGUUUCACCACGACUUAGAGCUGGACCACAAGCCACCCACCAGGGAAGCCCUGUUGCCGGACAUGACUGACUCAUACAAGAUGCUUUUGAGUGCGUUGGGUGAAAACCCCGAACGCCAAGGGUUGCUGAAGACCCCGGAAAGGGCUGCCAAGGCAAUGCUGUUCUUCACAAAGGGCUACGAUCAGACGCUGAAGGACGUUCUUAACGAUGCGGUAUUUGACGAGGAUCACGAUGAAAUGGUUGUAGUGAAGGACAUUGAAAUGUUUAGUAUGUGUGAACACCACUUGGUUCCGUUUUACGGAAAAGUUUCGAUUGGAUAUUUGCCGAAAAACAAAAUUUUGGGCCUCAGCAAACUCGCACGCAUCGUGGAGAUGUUCAGCAGAAGACUUCAAGUUCAAGAGCGAUUAACUAAACAGAUUGCUGUGGCCGUCACCCAAGCGAUUCAACCUGCUGGAGUUGCCGUGGUCAUAGAAGGAGUGCACAUGUGCAUGGUCAUGAGAGGCGUACAAAAGAUAAACAGCAAAACCGUCACGUCUACUAUGCUGGGAGUGUUCAGAGACGACUCGAAGACACGCGAAGAAUUUUUGAACCUAGUCCAGUCAAAAUGA